Caenorhabditis bovis is the source of this 2676-nucleotide messenger RNA. Lineage: Eukaryota; Metazoa; Nematoda; Chromadorea; Rhabditida; Rhabditidae. The record is from the annotation of a GenBank genome assembly.
AUGAGAAUUGACCAAAUUUGGAUUCUAACGCUGAUCAUCGAAUGUCGUCCGUCGACGGCCGACGCCGAUCUCGACGCCUCGCUUCUAUGGUUGAAGCCGAUUCGAACGAUGUUGUUCAACGACGUGUUUCUGAAGAUGGUCCACCAGCAUCUGCAAAUGGAAUUGUGGAGGCAUAUCGCCGACCAUCCGCAGUCGACGACGAUCCCACUGAGAUACGACGACGCGCCGGUGUUGCCGUGCAAUAAGAAGCAGGUGCCCGGCUCGUUAGCGGAGAUUUGCGCGAUAUGCGAGCCAAUCAUUCGCGACAGAAAUCGAAUAUUGAGCAAAAAGUCCGAAUUUCGGAAUGGACGCGAAUCGAGCGAAUCCACAUCCACCUACGUUUCGUUUGGCAUUCUAUUCGUCAUCCUCAUCGUUGCGAUCGGCUCGGCGGUGAAAUUGACAUUUGUCUUGCGCGACGAAUUGCACAAAUUGACGGUGGUGAAAGAGGAGCAGAAGGAGAAUGCGCGGCUCGAGAUGCUCGCCGAAGAGGCGAACGAUGAAAUUCAAUCGGGUCGCAGUUUUGCGAGGAAUCGAAAACGACAAUCAAAAAUGGAGAUCGACGAAGACGAAAAAUCGGAUCCGAACAUUGCGCACAAAAAAGUCGCCGUCGUCUCGAACAUCAGAAAUAAUGAUUUGAAACGCGCGAUGAAACCGUCGGCGUUCGUCGAACUCCAGAAGGUGUUCUAUGAUCCGACGCAAAACGAGGUGUUCGACAUUGGCACCGACGUCGAUUUGAUGGACGACGAGAUGGACGACGAGCCGACGGAGAAGAAGGACGGCACGAUGGAGAGCACGGUGGCGACGAUGGGCUCGCAACGGAAUCUGAAGAGCGCCAAAGCGAAUCAAACGGGAAAGAGGAAGAUGAAGAAGAAGAAGAAGAAGGAGGAGGAGAAGACGAAGAAUAGCAAAUCGAUAAUUAAUGAGCCGAAGACACGCGAUGAGAUGAUCCCGAGAGCCGGUUUUCUAUUCAUCGCCGUUGGGCUCAUCGGCGUCGUUGGUUCGAAUCCAAUUGAUAACGGUUUGGUCGAUUCGGAGCUCAUUCAUGAAUGCAUCACGCACAAAGCCGUCGAGGUGAUCGUGGUGCUCGACGCGAGCGGCUCAAUCGGCGGCGAAACAUUCAAAAACCAAUUGGAUUUCGUCAUGCAUCUCGCCUCGCGUCUCAACAUCUCCGAAGACGGCAGCCAUAUGGCGUUGAUCCAGUUCGCCGAGAAUCCGAAGCUCGAGUUCAGCCUCGGCCAAUUCAAUCAUCCGACGCAAUUGGAAUGGGCGAUUCAGCGCAUCGAGUACCAAUCGGGCGCCACCAACACCGGUCAGGCGCUGAGAUUGACGUUGGACAAAGGGCUGAGGGGCGCGCGAGCCGGUGUGCCGAAGGUGGCGAUAGUGAUCACCGACGGUCAGAGUCAGGACGACGUUUCCGAGCCGUCGCAACUUUUGCGCGACGCCGAUGUCAUGGUGUACGCCAUCGGCGUCACCAAUUUGGUGAAUGUGCACCAAUUGCACCAGAUGACCGGCAAUCCGGUGCGCGUGUUCACCGUUGAGACGUUCGAGCAACUCGACAAGGCGCUCGCCGACUCGCUAACAUGGAGCAUGUGCAAAACCGAAUUUCGUCCCGGCACGCCGGAAAUCAUUUGCGGUCCCGAUCGCAUCGGUGUGAAAGCGUCGACGAAGGAGCCGUUCGAGGGCAACGUGUUCGUGCAGGACCAUUUUCACGACGACGAAUGUCGAGCGGGUCCCGAGAAAUUUCCGGACUCGCGAAGCAUCGGGCUCACCGUGCCGUUUUCGGCGUGCAAUGUGCAUCGCUAUCGAUCGCUUAAUCCAAAAGGGAUUUUCGUCGAAGUCACGAUUGUCUUCAUGUUCCAUAGUCUGUUCAUGACGAAAACCGACCAAACCGUCAAAGUCCAAUGCUUCUACAUGGAAGCCGACAAGCACGUAACCGUUCCGUUAUCAGUGAGUAUGAUAACGACAGUGUUCCGCGAGCAAAUCUACCAAAUGCCGCAAUGCGCGUACACCCUUCGAAAAGGCAGCGCCGAUGGUCCGAUCGUGCGCUACGCGACACUCGGCGAAAGCGUCUACCAUCGAUGGGAGUGCAUUGAGGUCGAAGGCGUCGACAAGGACACGUUCGGAAUGUUGGUGCACUCGUGCUACGUCGACAAUGGAUUCGGCGAUCGUGUGGAGAUUCUCGACGCGAAUGGUUGUGGUCUCGACGCGGUGCUUCUCUCAACGCCUGAUUAUGAUACAAGCCUAAGGCUUGCGACCAAGCCCUAUCAUGUAUUCAAGUAUGCCGACAGGCCGGUCCUUCAAUUCCAAUGCCAGGUGACGCUGUGCCUGAAGUAUGAUGGAGGUUGUGAUGGUGUGACGCCGCCGAAGAAUUGUAAAAAGCUUCCCGGCGAGGAUGCCCAUCAUCAUCAUCAUCCUCACGAGCACAAACUGGUUCGCCGCCUUGCCGAUGGCGUUGGCACAAUCGACGUGUUCACAGAAUCGGUGACAAUUCUCGAACAGGAGCCGAUUUGUCGAGAUGAGUCCGCCGAGGUGCCGCAAACGUUGAUGCUCAUAUUCACGAUUGCCAAUGUGUUGGUGUCAGGCGCCACCAUCGCCAUUUGGGUGUUUGUCGUUCGCCGGCACACCAAAUCCAACUAA